Messenger RNA from Pogona vitticeps (central bearded dragon), 3119 nucleotides. It is a transcript of the gene OTULINL, whose product is annotated as OTU deubiquitinase with linear linkage specificity like. Lineage: Eukaryota; Metazoa; Chordata; Lepidosauria; Squamata; Agamidae. The record is from RefSeq and is a predicted model, not a curated record.
UCUGUGUUGAGGCGGUUUGCUCUAGGGACUGUCAGAAUGCGCGAGCAGCUACACACUCUUGGCCGGCUACACCCCUGCCUUCGAGGAAUUAAGGUCUUCAAGGCGGUUGACAGGCUUGCCUCCAUCGGAGAAAGCGGGGAAAUUAAAAAGCGGCUCAAGUUCGUUUGGUGCUUUGUUUUGCUUCGGCUCUGGAGUAGGGCGAGGGCUCCCGCCAACCCCCCAGAGGCGUGGCUGGCGUCGCGCUCGGUUGGCCCACAGGCGGGGCGGCCAUCGGAAAGCAGGGCUUCCCUUUCUUUUCCGUCACCGCCUCCGCUUCUCCCCGGCAGGCUGAAGGAGCCGCAGCCGCUGCCGCCGUCGCCCCCCCUCUGGCUGCAGCAGGAUACAAUGAAUCACAGUCUUGGAGCUGAACAGUUAGCCACAGUGUCUAUUGCAGGCUGCAAGUGAUAAAGGGGCAGUGUAUAUUAACCAUGGCUCUCCUUGCUACUGCUUUAUGGUAUUGUAGGCAACUAUGCACAUAUAUUGCCCAUCUGUUGAAAAGGUGGAGCAGAUACCUGCAGAAAAAGUUCACAAAUAACAACAGCGUUUCGGAUGAAGUUGAUUUGCUUGGCUACUGUGCCAAGGAAUGGAAAGGAGAAACAGAACAGGCCAAGCAAAUGAGGAAGGCUUACAAACAGUUGUUUUGGAGACAUCAUGUGAAAUAUCUACGACAAGUCAAGGAAGAUAGUUAUUGUGUGCUGAGGGCUGUAUUGUUCCAGAUAUUUAGCCAAGGUCUUCCUGUUCCAUCAUGGACAAAGGCAGUUGAUGUCCUAAAGAUCCCUGAGAAACUUCUUUAUUCACAAGGCUGUAACUGGAUCCAGCAAUAUAGUUUUGGACCCGAGAAGUAUACUGGCUCCAAUACAUUAGGGAAAUUACGUAAAUGUAUUGAAACUUUAAAAAGUCAGUGGAUGGAGAUAAGUGGCAUUAGAGACCCAUAUGAAAGAGGAAAACUGUGCUGUGCCAUUUUUACUGAUGAAGACACGGAGCACAAGAUGUUUGAGGCCAUAAAAUUUUUUAUGCUCUACCAAGUAAUAGAAGCCUAUGAAUGCUUCAGCAACAAACAAGAGGGUAUCCCAAGGUUCUUUUACAGCCUGUUUACACAGGAUACUUCCUUGGACCCUUUAAGCUACAUGAUGAAUCAUCUGAAUUCCAUAGGCGAUGGAAGAAGUCUUGAUCAGAUUGAACUGUUUCUCCUUGGAUACGUUCUUGAAGUAAAGAUAAUAGUUUAUAAGAUUUGUAAGUUCAGUUCAGAUGUUUUUCAAGAAUACUGCUUAGAGGGCUAUCAGAGGGACUGGCAUGAAGUCUCCCUCCUGACUGAAGAUGACCGUCAUUAUCACAUCCCUGUUAUCAAAAUGUAAAACUCAUUUCUGAUGCUGCUGAGAGAAGCAUCUGACAUUGCAUCCCCUGCUGAUGAUUUGUAAAGUAUCCAAACAGUUAAGACUGACUAGAUGUAUACCAGGGCAUGAGCCAAACCAUCUCUCAACUUAUCUACCUCACAGGGUUGUUGUACAGGUAAAUUAUUUAACCCUCAUGUAUGCCAGAUACCCAGUUUGGUGUAGUGGAUAAGUGAUUGACUAGGACUCAAGAGCCCUGGAUUCGUAUUUCUGCUCAGACAUGGAAGCUCAUUUGGGAUGUGGAACUGGUAAAGCCAUUCCUUCAAUAUCUCAGUUAUCUUGAAAGCUCUGUUUGGGUCGUUGUGCCGGUUCCAGCUUGAUAGCACAUAAGGUAACAUGUAUGCCACCUUCAGGUUAUCAACAGCAAUAUGUUUAAGAAUAAAUGUGAUUGGCAAUGGGACAAGCUAGAUAUAGGUGCCAAUUCACCUAGUAAGCUUUUACUGUGCUAUUAAGAUCUGUUCAUUUUAGGUAUGUGGACACCACAGGCUUGUAAAUGAAGUUAUUCCAUUUCUCCUGGAACCUCUAGUUCUGCAAGAGAGGUGGCGUAGAGAUAUCUCAACAGAGAAUUCCCAACAUCAUCACAAAGUGACAGUUGGGAGAACUGCUUGGGGGAAAGGUGUGGCAUGAAAUUGGUAUAUGCUGGAUAUAAACUGGUAAUCUAGUUAUGUUCUUUGAGACUGCAGUCAAAAAGUCUGUGGAUCCUUCAUUCCUGUUUAGUUAGUCUCCUAUACAGCUCCCCCCCACCUGUUAAACUCUGUUGAGCAAGCAGGGACUUGUGGUGUAAUGCAUUGGUCCCCAGCCUUGGGCCCCCAGAUGUUCUUGGACUUCAGCUCCCAGAAGUCCUGGCCAGCAGAGGUGGUGGUGAAGGCUUCUGGGAGUUGUAGUCCAAGAACAUCUGGAGACCCAAGGUUGGGGACCACUGGUGUAAUGACCCCAGGAUCAUGAACUGAGACUUUAUAGCAAGCCGUGGUUGUUAUGUUAAGUCUUUUAGAAAGUUCACAGCAUAUUUUAAAACCAAAUAGAAGCACUGCUUAUAUCUCAUGUUGUGGGAAAUCAUGGUUUAUUAUUUCAUAUACCUGCUGGAAUUCUGUUGUGGCAAAAACGUAUUUGUUACCUUCACAUUGUACACGCUGCAUGACAUGACCUGGAGACCACAGUUUCAAGGCCCCACACUAGCUUAGACAACAUGGCAAAUAGAGGCUUGACUUACAUUCUCACAGCAGAAAAGUGGAAGAAAGCCAUUUGUAUUGAUCUUUCCAAGUACGUAAGUUCAUGAAACGUACUACCUACAACUGACCCAGCAUGUCAUCUGAUGAACUAGAUCAUUAUCGUAAGGGCUGUUAUAUAGCUUCCGUUGUCAAAAGGGUACCAGUCAGUAAGGUUGAUAGUGCUUCAGGUAUAGAUGAGAGUAACUGGAUACCUUCUGGCUUGCAUUUGUGCUCCAAAUUCUGUACCAAGAAAUGCAAAACCCAGCAAUCUUGUGUAACUCUGUCAGAUUAGGAAGAUUUGCAUAAUUCAGUGGUUUAUCCUGUUUUGUAUACUCUUUUCCUGGUUCUCCCUUUUAAAAAGCUGAUAGAUGCAAUAUGAAUAUAAUAUCCAAGAUGAACUUUCUAUUUAUUAUGUUGUCAAUAAAGAUAAGCAAAACAUGAUUAAUAAAAUUUGUAACAGAGAUAAGAACUCAAAGAUUAA